Molecule: messenger RNA, 1035 nt
Organism: Macrobrachium nipponense
Lineage: Eukaryota; Metazoa; Arthropoda; Malacostraca; Decapoda; Palaemonidae
Product: involucrin-like
Exons: 1
Coding region: 1-1035 (344 amino acids)
Source: RefSeq, a predicted model, not a curated record
AUGGUUGCAGCAUCUCCAACAGCAAUCAAGAUGGUUACAGCAUCUCCAACAGCAACCAAGAUGGUUACAGCAUCUCCAACAGCAACCAAGAUGGUUACAGCAUCUCCAACAGCAACCAAGAUGGUUACAGCAUCUCCAACAGCAAUCAAGAUGGGUUACAGCAUCUCCAACAGCAAUCAAGAUGGUUGCAGCAUCUCCAACAGCUAUCAAGAUGGUUACAGUAUCUCCAACAGCAAUCAAGAUGGUUACAGCAUCUCCAACAGCAAUCAAGAUGGUUACAGUCAUCUCCAACAGCAAUCAAGAUGGUUACAGCAUCUCCAACAGCAAUCAAGAUGGUUACAUCAUCUCCAACAGCAAUCAAGGUGGUUACAGCAUCUCCAACAGCAAUCAAGAUGGUUACAGCAGCUCCAACAGCAUGUCAAGGCUGCCGCAGAAGCCCCAACAGCUAUCAAGAUGGUUGCAGCAUCUCCAACAGCUAUCAAGAUGGUUGCGCAUCUCCAACAGCUAUCAAGUGGCGCCAUCUCCACGCUAUCAAGAUGGUUGCAGCAUCUCCAACAGCUAUCAAGAUGGUUGCAGCAGCUCCAACAGCUAUCAAGAUGGUUGCAGCAGCUCCAACAGCUAUCAAGAUGGUUGCAGCAUCUCCAACAGCUAUCAAGAUGGUUGCAGCAUCUCCAACAGCUAUCAAGAUGGUUGCAGCAUCUCCAACAGCAAGUCAAGAUGGUUGCAGUAGCUCCAACAGCUAUCAAGAUGGUUGCAGCAUCUCCAACACCAAGUCAAGAUGGUUGCAGCAUCUCCAACACCAAGUCAAGAUGGCUGCAGCAUCUCCAACAGCUAUCAAGAUUGUUACAGCAUCUCCAACACCAAGUCAAGAUGGCUGCAGUAGCUCCAACAGCUAUCAAGAUGGUUGCAACAUCUCCAACACCAAGUCAAGAUGGUUGCAGUAGCUCCAACAGCUAUCAAGAUGGUUGCAGCAGCUCCAACAGCUAUCAAGAUGGUUGCAGCAUCUCCAACACCAAGUCAAGAUGGCUGCAGUAG